UAUUCUGAUAUUUCAUGGCGUCUUUGAAGAGGAAAUCGAUAGAAGAAGAUUCUGUGGAGUCUAUGCAUCCGCAGAAGCAACAGAAGGAGAACGGUAUAAUCAGUUUAGACGAGCCGAUAGCAUGUGUGCACGACGUGUCUUACCCUGAGGGUUUUGUUCCAUCCUCAAGUUUCGCUUCUCGAGAAGAAAUAAAGCCUGCAAAGGAAUUCCCCUUCAAGCUUGACGCUUUUCAGUCUGAAGCAAUUAGGUGCCUUGAUAAUGGGGAAUCUGUCAUGGUGUCUGCACAUACAUCAGCAGGAAAAACUGUUGUUGCAUUAUAUGCCGUUGCUAUGUCUUUACGAGACAAGCAACGGGUUAUCUACACCUCGCCAAUCAAGGCACUCAGCAACCAAAAAUAUAGGGAAUUCAAAGAAGAGUUCGCGGAUGUUGGUUUGAUGACUGGGGAUGUAACCAUUGAGCCCAAUGCUUCUUGUUUGGUCAUGACCACGGAAAUUUGGCGGAGUAUGCAAUAUAAAGGGUCUGAGAUUAUGCGGGAGGUGGCUUGGAUUAUCUUUGAUGAGGUGCAUUACAUGCGUGACAGAGAGAGAGGAGUGGUAUGGGAGGAGAGUAUUGUUAUGGCCCCAAGGAAUUCUCAUUUUGUAUUCCUCUCAGCAACUGUGCCAAAUGCCAAGGAGUUUGCAGAUUGGGUGGCUAAGGUCCACCAACAACCAUGUCAUAUUGUUUAUACGGAUUACCGGCCAACGCCGCUUCAGCAUUACAUUUUUCCUGCUGGAGGUCAUGGACUAUACUUGGUGGUGGAUGAGAAGGGAAAAUUCCGUGAGGAUAGCUUUCAGAAGGCUCUUAAUGCACUUGCUUCCACUGCUGAAGGGGACAAAAAAAGGGAGAAUGGCAAGUGGCAUAAGGGUUUAUUGACAGGUAGAGCUGGUGAAGAAAGUGACAUCUUCAAGUUGGUGAAAAUGAUAAUUCAGCGUCAGUAUGAUCCAGUGAUUCUCUUUACCUUUAGCAAAAGGGAAUGUGAAUUUCUAGCAAUGCAGAUGGCAAAAAUGGAUCUGAAUGGAGAUGAUGAAAAAGAGAACAUAGAAAGAAUAUUUUGGAGUGCUAUGGACAUGCUUUCAGAUGACGACAAGAAGCUGCCCCAGGUUUCAAAUAUGUUACCCCUGUUGAAGCGUGGAAUUGGAGUGCACCACUCUGGCUUGCUUCCCAUCUUAAAGGAAGUGAUUGAGAUACUCUUUCAAGAAGGUUUUAUCAAGUGCUUAUUUGCCACAGAGACAUUCAGCAUAGGUUUGAACAUGCCAGCAAAAACUGUUGUGUUUACAAACGUACGUAAAUUUGAUGGGGAUAAGUUUAGAUGGGUAUCCAGUGGAGAGUACAUACAGAUGAGUGGUCGUGCUGGCCGUCGAGGUAUUGAUGAGCGUGGGAUAUGCAUCCUCAUGGUGGAUGAGAAGCUGGAGCCAUCUACAGCUAAAAUGAUGCUGAAAGGAAGUGCUGAUUGUUUGAACAGUGCCUUCCAUCUAAGCUACAACAUGCUUUUGAAUCAAAUGCGGUGCGAGGAUGGUGAUUCAGAAAAUUUGCUCAGAAAUUCGUUCUAUCAGUUUCAAUCUGACCGUGCCAUUCCUGAUCUUGAGAAACAAGCAAAGGACCUUGAAGUGGAGAGAGAUUCAAUUGAAAUUGACGAAGAGGAGAGUUUGAAGGAUUACUACAAUCUCUUACAGCAGUACAAAAGUUUGAAGAAGGAUGUACGUGAUAUUGUGUGCUCACCGAGGUACUGUUUACCCUUUUUACAGCCAGGAAGACUUGUGCGCAUCCAUUGCUCAAUUAGUGAUGACAAAACUCCAUCUGUCUCCCCUGAGGAGCAGGUUACUUGGGGAGUGAUAAUCAAUUUUGAACGGGUAAAGGACAUUUCUGAAGAUGAUGUGAAUAGAAAGCCUGAGGAUGCAAAUUACAAAGUGGAGGUUCUUGCUAGAUGCAUGGUGAAUAAAGAGGGAGUAUCAAAAAAGUCUAUUAGGAUUGUUCCAUUGAAGGAUUCCGGGGAGCCAAUUGUCAUUUCCAUACCCCUUGCUCAGAUUGAUAGUUUUAGUAGUGUCCGCCUUAUCAUCCCGAAGGAUCUUUUGCCAUUGCAAGCUCGAGAAAAUACUCUGAAGAAGAUCUCGGAAGUGCUUUCCAGAUUUGCUAAAGAGGGAAUGCCCUUCCUAGAUCCUGAAGAAGACAUGAAGGUUCCAAGUAACUCAUACAAGAAGGCUGUGUGCCGGAUUGAGGCUUUAGAGCACCUGUUUGAAAAGCAUGAAGUUGCAAAGGCUCCACUUAUUGAGCAAAAGCUCAAAGUCUUACACAUGAAGCAGGAAUUAACAGCCAAAAUCAGGUCAAUAAGGAAAGCUAUGCGGUCGUCCACAGUCUUGGCUUUUAAAGAUGAACUCAAGGCUCGCAAACGAGUUCUUCGGAGGCUUGGAUACAUUACAACUGAUGAUGUUGUGGAGUUGAAGGGGAAAGUUGCUUGUGAGAUAAGUAGUGCAGAUGAGCUCACACUGACAGAACUCAUGUUCAAUGGGGUGUUGAAGGACAUAAAUGUGGAAGAGAUGGUUUCUCUUCUCUCUUGUUUGGUGUGGCAGGAGAAGCUUCAAGAUGCCCAGAAGCCCCGGGAAGAACUCGAUUUGCUUUUUACUCAAUUACAAGAGACCGCAAGGAGGGUUGCCAAGGUUCAGCUUGAGUGCAAGGUCCAAAUUGAUGUCGAGAAUUUCGUAAAUUCUUUCCAGCCCGACAUUAUGGAGGCUGUUUAUGCUUGGGCAAAAGGUUCGAAGUUCUACGAGAUUAUGGAAAUCUCACAGGUCUUUGAGGGUAGCCUGAUCAGGGCCAUCAGGAGGUUGGAGGAAGUCCUGCAGCAACUCAUACAAGCUGCAAAAUCCAUUGGAGAAACUGAGCUUGAAUUAAAAUUUGGAGAGGCUGUCUCAAAGAUUAAGAGGGACAUUGUAUUUGCAGCUUCUCUGUAUUUGUAGAUUUGGGAUGAGGGCUUGAAGUGAAUUGAAAGAAAAAGAUUUAUCCAUGAUAGCAAUCCAUUCUAAUCUGUCCAAUGUGUAUUUUCAAUUUGUGGUAAGUUAUUCCUAGGUAGCAAGCUAAGAAGAUGUUGAUUAUAUAGUUCAUACCAUACAUAAUGGGAAUGCAAUUCAUUGGCUCCUGUAA
This is a messenger RNA of Telopea speciosissima, 3174 nucleotides long. RefSeq names its product DExH-box ATP-dependent RNA helicase DExH9-like. Gene Ontology annotation, cellular component: nucleus. Gene Ontology annotation, molecular function: ATP binding; RNA binding; RNA helicase activity. The record is from RefSeq and is a predicted model, not a curated record. Gene Ontology annotation, biological process: maturation of 5.8S rRNA; RNA catabolic process. NCBI's taxonomy places the organism in Eukaryota, Viridiplantae, Streptophyta, Magnoliopsida, Proteales, Proteaceae. The transcript has 14 exons. The coding region runs from base 15 to 2990 and encodes 991 amino acids.